UCAAGGGUGUUGUGUGCAAGGCCCUAUAUACUGUUGUGUGUUGUGUCGGUGGCUGCGUUGGAUCCAAGGCCCUAUGUUGGAUCUGCGUUGGCUGCGAUUUGCCGUAAGUUCGUAACAUGCAAGCCGCCAAUUAUCUAGAAUUGCCGUCUCCAAUUUAUGAAAAGGUUGCAUCCGUUCGCACAUAUUUUGAGUAGAGUUAUUGUUACGAUCAAGGAAGAUACUGUAUUGAAUUAACGACCAGCCGACCACCAUGCAAGACGAGUUGGAGCGUGCCCAGUUUGAGGAAGUGUAUGUGUGGGUGGACGACAUUCCUCUAUCGCGUCCUCGGCGUAACAUCCACAGGGAUUUCUCUGAUGGCUGUAUGUUCGCAGAGGUGGUACAGUACUUCGUACCUCGCCUGAUCGAGCUUCACAACUACAUCCCGGCCAACAGCGUGAAGCAGAAGCGCCAGAACUGGGACCUGCUCUGGAGGAAGGUGCUGCCGAAGUUCGGCAUCAGACCGAGUGAUGUCAACACGGACUGGCUGGUCCAGGCCAAGCCCGGUGCCAUUGAGAAGCUCCUCUACCUGCUGAAAACGAAACUCGAAGAGUCUGACGGCCGAGAGCUCAACGACUCCUGCUCUGUGAACCAGUCGGCGACUCCUCCGACGUCAGAGCGACUAGAGUUGUCUCAGACGGACGUCUCUCCAAGAGAAAAUCCAGCGGACGGCGCGACGCCCGACCAGCCGGACUCUCCCGGCCUGCCGCCGACAGCGCCUCUAGCGGCGGAGACGGACAGCUCUCGCCGGCCGGCCGUCGCGCCCGUCGCUACCUCCGCCCCCGUCCCCGUCUCACAGAUUCCCGUGAAGCGGAUCGGGGUAGCCCGCGGCGGACCAACACCAGGCUCCCCUGCCGAGCUGGCCAGGCGAGGGAGGAGCAGACUCACGCCAAAAUCCUCUCCGACUACGGCACCAGCAAUCGGCACGCACGCCCAAACGGCUGAGAGGAACCGACUUCGGCAGCUGGUCAUUGAACAGACUGAGCAGAUUGCCGUGCUAAAGGCCCGUUGCUGUAAGCUGGAGCAGCUGCUGCAGCUGCGGGACGAUCAGCUGCGACAGCUGGGCGGCGGUGAGCCCGAGUGACCCGUCUCGAGGUCAAGAACGGUCAACGGACAGUGGAGGCUGGUGAGAGUCCGAUGCGCCCGGUCGAUGAACUACUGCAACUGCAACGGUGAUUGUCAUGCUGUGUUGAAAAGCGAUGUGUGUGGAUAAUGAAAAAUAUUUCAUCAUUCAAUAACAAACUUGAGGCGUA
Amphibalanus amphitrite is the source of this 1289-nucleotide messenger RNA. RefSeq names its product sperm flagellar protein 1-like. Lineage: Eukaryota; Metazoa; Arthropoda; Thecostraca; Balanomorpha; Balanidae. Gene Ontology annotation, molecular function: microtubule binding. Gene Ontology annotation, cellular component: axoneme. Gene Ontology annotation, biological process: regulation of cytoskeleton organization. The record is from RefSeq and is a predicted model, not a curated record. The transcript has a single exon. Bases 251 to 1120 code for a protein of 289 amino acids.